Molecule: messenger RNA, 982 nt
Organism: Scleropages formosus (Asian bonytongue)
Lineage: Eukaryota; Metazoa; Chordata; Actinopteri; Osteoglossiformes; Osteoglossidae
Gene: arpc3
Product: actin related protein 2/3 complex, subunit 3
Exons: 7
Coding region: 110-646 (178 amino acids)
Biological process (GO): Arp2/3 complex-mediated actin nucleation; regulation of actin filament polymerization
Cellular component (GO): Arp2/3 protein complex; cytoskeleton
Source: RefSeq, a predicted model, not a curated record
AGGCCCCCUUUUCCUGCACGAGCAGCUCCUCGCGCUGGGCGGAAGUGUCGGCGGGCUGCGCGCGCGGCGGUGCUCGAUUCGCUUCGGCUGCUGGACACGGACGCUCAAAAUGCCGGCUUACCACUCGAACCUGAUGGAGGCCGACACCAAGCUGGUGGGCAACAUGGCCCUGCUGCCGCUGAGGACUCAGUACAAGGGCCCCGCUCCCAAAGAGACCAGAGAUUCUGACAUCAUCGAGGAGGCCAUCUACCAUUUCAAAGCCAACGUGUUCUUCAAGAACUAUGAAAUCAAGAAUGAAGCGGACAGAACGUUGAUCUACGUGACCCUGUACAUCUCCGAGUGCCUGAAAAAACUUCAGAAGUGCACCUCCAAGAGCCAAGGCGAGAAGGAGAUGUACACCCUGGGAAUUACCAACUUCCCCAUCCCGGGAGAGCCGGGCUUCCCGCUCAACGCCAUGUACACCAAACCCUCCAACAAGGGGGAGGAGGAAACUAUGAGGGGGUACCUGCAACAGCUGCGGCAGGAGACGGGCCUGAGGCUGUGCGAACGCGUCUUUGAUGCCCAGACUGACAAACCAAGCAAGUGGUGGCUUUGUUUUGUGAAGAAACAGUUUAUGAACAAGAGCCUGUCUGCACCAGGACAGUAGACAUCAACGUGGACAUUUUUACCACGAUCUGCUUUUAUUUGCCAGCUGGUUGCAUCUGGCCAGUUUGGAUGGUGUUCAUACAUUCCUGGAUGCAAGAUGCCAUAAAUGCUGGAUUUUGCUUAAUCAUGUUAAGCUGGUGCUUAACAGAAGUUAGCCAGUAUAUUCACCUGCUUUGAGUGUUACGUGAACAUGAGCGAUAUCUUUCUAAAACAAUGGUGUUUUUGGAAACCUUUUCAACUAUCCCCAAAAAGCCCCAUAAAGUACCUUGCUUGAGUCCUUUGUGUCUUUUUAAGAUGCGAGUUUCUUUUAAUAAAGAACUUUUAUAUGCUGUUUCUA